Schistocerca serialis cubense is the source of this 6690-nucleotide messenger RNA. RefSeq lists its product as uncharacterized. The record is from RefSeq and is a predicted model, not a curated record. The transcript has 7 exons. Bases 1 to 6690 code for a protein of 2229 amino acids. Lineage: Eukaryota; Metazoa; Arthropoda; Insecta; Orthoptera; Acrididae.
AUGCAGGGGCAUCGACGGCUGGUCGAGUUGGAGCAGGUCACCAAAGCUCCGAAGAUGCAGUGGGUCGAACAUCCGCAUUCCCAGGCGGCAGCUGGAGAGUGGACUGGGCUCUUACGUGAUGAUCUGGAGUGGACUCGCCAACACCAUCCCGCUGACAGAAGAAGACUUGAUGAGAAAACAAAUCAGCUCGAGACAAUUGCCGUGCCUCCAGCAUCAGAGGGCGCGACUGCUGCAGAAUCCCUAUCUCAGCAGUUAGAGAUAGAUGCUAGACCACCAGCAGACUCAGUGGUAUCUCUUGCAGAAUGGGCUCAUGAUCCCUAUAAUGAAAACAUUGAUAGAGAUGAUGAUGAGCCACCAGCAGAAUCAGUGGUAUCUCUUGCAGAACGGGCUGAUGAUCCCUGUAAUGAAAACUUUGAUAGAGAUGAUGAUGAUUCACCAGCAGAAUCAGUGGUAUCUCUUGCAGAACGGGCUGAUGAUCCCUGUAAUGAAAACUUUGAUAGAGAUGAUGAUGAGCCACCAGCAGAAUCAGUGGUAUCUCUUGCAGAACGGGCUGAUGAUCCCUGUAAUGAAAACUUUGAUAGAGAUGAUGAUGAGCCACCAGCAGAAUCAGUGGUAUCUCUUGCAGAACGGGCUGAUGAUCCCUGUAAUGAAAACUUUGAUAGAGAUGAUGAUGAGCCACCAGCAGAAUCAGUGGUAUCUCUUGCAGAAUGGGCUGAUGGUCCCUGUAAUGAAAACUUUGAUAGAGAUGAUGAUGAGCCACCAGCAGAAUCAGUGGUAUCUCUUGCAGAAUGGGCUGCUGGUCCCUGUACUGAAAACUUUGAUAGAGAUGAUGAUGAGCCACCAGCAGAAUCAGUGGUAUCUCUUGCAGAACGGGCUGAUGAUCCCUGUAAUGAAAACUUUGAUAGAGAUGAUGAUGAGCCACCAGCAGAAUCAGUGGUAUCUCUUGCAGAACAGGCUGAUGGUCCCUGUAAUGAAAACUUUGAUAGAGAUGAUGAUGAGCCACCAGCAGAAUCAGUGGUAUCUCUUGCAGAACGGGCUGAUGAUCCCUGUAAUGAAAACUUUGAUAGAGAUGAUGAUGAGCCACCAGCAGAAUCAGUGGUAUCUCUUGCAGAAUGGGCUGAUGAUAUCUGUAAUGAAAACUUUGAUAGAGAUGAUGAUGAGCCACCAGCAGAAUCAGUGGUAUCUCUUGCAGAAUGGGCUGAUGAUAUCUGUAAUGAAAACUUUGAUAGAGAUGAUGAUGAGCCACCAGCAGAAUCAGUGGUAUCUCUUGCAGAACGGGCUGAUGAUAUCUGUAAUGAAAACUUUGAUAGAGAUGAUGAUGAGCCACCAGCAGAAUCAGUGGUAUCUCUUGCAGAACGGGCUGAUGAUCCCUGUAAUGAAAACUUUGAUAGAGAUGAUGAUGAGCCACCAGCAGAAUCAGUGGUAUCUCUUGCAGAAUGGGCUGAUGGUCCCUGUAAUGAAAACUUUGAUAGAGAUGAUGAUGAGCCACCAGCAGAAUCAGUGGUAUCUCUUGCAGAAUGGGCUGCUGGUCCCUGUACUGAAAACUUUGAUAGAGAUGAUGAUGAGCCACCAGCAGAAUCAGUGGUAUCUCUUGCAGAACGGGCUGAUGAUCCCUGUAAUGAAAACUUUGAUAGAGAUGAUGAUGAGCCACCAGCAGAAUCAGUGGUAUCUCUUGCAGAACGGGCUGAUGAUCCCUGUAAUGAAAACUUUGAUAGAGAUGAUGAUGAGCCACCAGCAGAAUCAGUGGUAUCUCUUGCAGAACGGGCUGAUGAUCCCUGUAAUGAAAACUUUGAUAGAGAUGAUGAUGAGCCACCAGCAGAAUCAGUGGUAUCUCUUGCAGAACGGGCUGAUGAUCCCUGUAAUGAAAACUUUGAUAGAGAUGAUGAUGAGCCACCAGCAGAAUCAGUGGUAUCUCUUGCAGAACGGGCUGAUGAUCCCUGUAAUGAAAACUUUGAUAGAAAUGAUGAUGAGCCACCAGCAGAAUCAGUGGUAUCUCUUGCAGAACGGGCUGAUGAUAUCUGUAAUGAAAACUUUGAUAGAGAUGAUGAUGAGCCACCAGCAGAAUCAGUGGUAUCUCUUGCAGAACGGGCUGAUGAUAUCUGUAAUGAAAACUUUGAUAGAGAUGAUGAUGAGCCACCAGCAGAAUCAGUGGUAUCUCUUGCAGAACGGGCUGAUGAUAUCUGUAAUGAAAACUUUGAUAGAGAUGAUGAUGAGCCACCAGCAGAAUCAGUGGUAUCUCUUGCAGAACGGGCUGAUGAUCCCUGUAAUGAAAACUUUGAUAGAGAUGAUGAUGAGCCACCAGCAGAAUCAGUGGUAUCUCUUGCAGAACAGGCUGAUGAUCCCUGUAAUGAAAACUUUGAUAGAGAUGAUGAUGAGCCACCAGCAGAAUCAGUGGUAUCUCUUGCAGAACGGGCUGAUGAUCCCUGUAAUGAAAACUUUGAUAGAGAUGAUGAUGAGCCACCAGCAGAAUCAGUGGUAUCUCUUGCAGAACGGGCUGAUGAUCCCUGUAAUGAAAACUUUGAUAGAGAUGAUGAUGAGCCACCAGCAGAAUCAGUGGUAUCUCUUGCAGAACGGGCUGAUGAUAUCUGUAAUGAAAACUUUGAUAGAGAUGAUGAUGAGCCACCAGCAGAAUCAGUGGUAUCUCUUGCAGAACGGGCUGAUGAUCCCUGUAAUGAAAACUUUGAUAGAGAUGAUGAUGAGCCACCAGCAGAAUCAGUGGUAUCUCUUGCAGAAUGGGCUGAUGAUCCCUGUAAUGAAAACUUUGAUAGAGAUGAUGAUGAGCCACCAGCAGAAUCAGUGGUAUCUCUUGCAGAACAGGCUGAUGAUCCCUGUAAUGAAAACUUUGAUAGAGAUGAUGAUGAGCCACCAGCAGAAUCAGUGGUAUCUCUUGCAGAACGGGCUGAUGAUCCCUGUAAUGAAAACUUUGAUAGAGAUGAUGAUGAGCCACCAGCAGAAUCAGUGGUAUCUCUUGCAGAACGGGCUGAUGAUCCCUGUAAUGAAAACUUUGAUAGAGAUGAUGAUGAGCCACCAGCAGAAUCAGUGGUAUCUCUUGCAGAACGGGCUGAUGAUAUCUGUAAUGAAAACUUUGAUAGAGAUGAUGAUGAGCCACCAGCAGAAUCAGUGGUAUCUCUUGCAGAACGGGCUGAUGAUAUCUGUAAUGAAAACUUUGAUAGAGAUGAUGAUGAGCCACCAGCAGAAUCAGUGGUAUCUCUUGCAGAACAGGCUGAUGAUCCCUGUAAUGAAAACUUUGAUAGAGAUGAUGAUGAGCCACCAGCAGAAUCAGUGGUAUCUCUUGCAGAACGGGCUGAUGAUCCCUGUAAUGAAAACUUUGAUAGAGAUGAUGAUGAGCCACCAGCAGAAUCAGUGGUAUCUCUUGCAGAACGGGCUGAUGAUAUCUGUAAUGAAAACUUUGAUAGAGAUGAUGAUGAGCCACCAGCAGAAUCAGUGGUAUCUCUUGCAGAACGGGCUGAUGAUAUCUGUAAUGAAAACUUUGAUAGAGAUGAUGAUGAGCCACCAGCAGAAUCAGUGGUAUCUCUUGCAGAACGGGCUGAUGAUCCCUGUAAUGAAAACUUUGAUAGAGAUGAUGAUGAGCCACCAGCAGAAUCAGUGGUAUCUCUUGCAGAACGGGCUGAUGAUCCCUCUUGUGGAACAGGCUCUUCUCUGCUGCAGAUGGGUUGGAGGAGAUACUGGGCGGCGUGCUGUCCUUGUUUCGGCCGGAGGAAGACGAUGCAGGGGCAUCGACGGCUGGUCGAGUUGGAGCAGGUCACCAAAGCUCCGAAGAUGCAGUGGGUCGAACAUCCGCAUUCCCAGGCGGCAGCUGGAGAGUGGACUGGGCUCUUACGUGAUGAUCUGGAGUGGACUCGCCAACACCAUCCCGCUGACAGAAGAAGACUUGAUGAGAAAACAAAUCAGCUCGAGACAAUUGCCGUGCCUCCAGCAUCAGAGGGCGCGACUGCUGCAGAAUCCCUAUCUCAGCAGUUAGAGAUAGAUGCUAGACCACCAGCAGACUCAGUGGUAUCUCUUGCAGAAUGGGCUGAUGAUCCAUAUAAUGAAAACAUUGAUAGAGAUGAUGAUGAGCCACCAGCAGAAUCAGUGGUAUCUCUUGCAGGACGGGCUGAUGAUCCCUGUAAUGAAAACUUUGAUAGAGAUGAUGAUGAUUCACCAGCAGAAUCAGUGGUAUCUCUUGCAGAACGGGCUGAUGAUCCCUGUAAUGAAAACUUUGAUAGAGAUGAUGAUGAGCCACCAGCAGAAUCAGUGGUAUCUCUUGCAGAACGGGCUGAUGAUCCCUGUAAUGAAAACUUUGAUAGAGAUGAUGAUGAGCCACCAGCAGAAUCAGUGGUAUCUCUUGCAGAACGGGCUGAUGAUCCCUGUAAUGAAAACUUUGAUAGAGAUGAUGAUGAGCCACCAGCAGAAUCAGUGGUAUCUCUUGCAGAACGGGCUGAUGAUCCCUGUAAUGAAAACUUUGAUAGAGAUGAUGAUGAGCCACCAGCAGAAUCAGUGGUAUCUCUUGCAGAAUGGGCUGAUGGUCCCUGUAAUGAAAACUUUGAUAGAGAUGAUGAUGAGCCACCAGCAGAAUCAGUGGUAUCUCUUGCAGAAUGGGCUGCUGGUCCCUGUACUGAAAACUUUGAUAGAGAUGAUGAUGAGCCACCAGCAGAAUCAGUGGUAUCUCUUGCAGAACGGGCUGAUGAUCCCUGUAAUGAAAACUUUGAUAGAGAUGAUGAUGAGCCACCAGCAGAAUCAGUGGUAUCUCUUGCAGAACGGGCUGAUGGUCCCUGUAAUGAAAACUUUGAUAGAGAUGAUGAUGAGCCACCAGCAGAAUCAGUGGUAUCUCUUGCAGAACGGGCUGAUGAUCCCUGUAAUGAAAACUUUGAUAGAGAUGAUGAUGAGCCACCAGCAGAAUCAGUGGUAUCUCUUGCAGAACGGGCUGAUGAUAUCUGUAAUGAAAACUUUGAUAGAGAUGAUGAUGAGCCACCAGCAGAAUCAGUGGUAUCUCUUGCAGAAUGGGCUGAUGAUAUCUGUAAUGAAAACUUUGAUAGAGAUGAUGAUGAGCCACCAGCAGAAUCAGUGGUAUCUCUUGCAGAACGGGCUGAUGAUAUCUGUAAUGAAAACUUUGAUAGAGAUGAUGAUGAGCCACCAGCAGAAUUAGUGGUAUUUCUUGCAGAACGGGCUGAUGAUCCCUGUAAUGAAAACUUUGAUAGAGAUGAUGAUGAGCCACCAGCAGAAUCAGUGGUAUCUCUUGCAGAACGGGCUGAUGGUCCCUGUAAUGAAAACUUUGAUAGAGAUGAUGAUGAGCCACCAGCAGAAUCAGUGGUAUCUCUUGCAGAACGGGCUGAUGAUAUCUGUAAUGAAAACUUUGAUAGAGAUGAUGAUGAGCCACCAGCAGAAUCAGUGGUAUCUCUUGCAGAACGGGCUGAUGAUCCCUGUAAUGAAAACUUUGAUAGAGAUGAUGAUGAGCCACCAGCAGAAUCAGUGGUAUCUCUUGCAGAACGGGCUGAUGAUCCCUGUAAUGAAAACUUUGAUAGAGAUGAUGAUGAGCCACCAGCAGAAUCAGUGGUAUCUCUUGCAGAACGGGCUGAUGAUCCCUGUAAUGAAAACUUUGAUAGAGAUGAUGAUGAGCCACCAGCAGAAUCAGUGGUAUCUCUUGCAGAACGGGCUGAUGAUCCCUGUAAUGAAAACUUUGAUAGAGAUGAUGAUGAGCCACCAGCAGAAUCAGUGGUAUCUCUUGCAGAACGGGCUGAUGAUCCCUGUAAUGAAAACUUUGAUAGAAAUGAUGAUGAGCCACCAGCAGAAUCAGUGGUAUCUCUUGCAGAACGGGCUGAUGAUCCCUGUAAUGAAAACUUUGAUAGAGAUGAUGAUGAGCCACCAGCAGAAUCAGUGGUAUCUCUUGCAGAACGGGCUGAUGAUCCCUGUAAUGAAAACUUUGAUAGAGAUGAUGAUGAGCCACCAGCAGAAUCAGUGGUAUCUCUUGCAGAACGGGCUGAUGAUCCCUGUAAUGAAAACUUUGAUAGAGAUGAUGAUGAGCCACCAGCAGAAUCAGUGGUAUCUCUUGCAGAAUGGGCUGAUGAUAUCUGUAAUGAAAACUUUGAUAGAGAUGAUGAUGAGCCACCAGCAGAAUCAGUGGUAUCUCUUGCAGAACAGGCUGAUGAUCCCUGUAAUGAAAACUUUGAUAGAAAUGAUGAUGAGCCACCAGCAGAAUCAGUGGUAUCUCUUGCAGAAUGGGCUGAUGAUAUCUGUAAUGAAAACUUUGAUAGAGAUGAUGAUGAGCCACCAGCAGAAUCAGUGGUAUCUCUUGCAGAACAGGCUGAUGAUCCCUGUAAUGAAAACUUUGAUAGAAAUGAUGAUGAGCCACCAGCAGAAUCAGUGGUAUCUCUUGCAGAACGGGCUGAUGAUCCCUGUAAUGAAAACUUUGAUAGAGAUGAUGAUGAGCCACCAGCAGAAUCAGUGGUAUCUCUUGCAGAACGGGCUGAUGAUCCCUUGGCGCCCGCGACGGCCGACAGUGGAAUGCGAGCCGGCGAGCGGCAGCACCAGCACCUGGCAGCAGACGGAGGCCUGCGCAUGCGCACGGGCCGCUGCGGCGCAGCCCGCCUGCGUCACUGGCAGCGUGACGGCCGUAAUUACGGCACGUGCGAAGCGCCGUCCCGCCACUGCGGCCCCUGUCCUCUGCCUCUGCCCUGGACACAGUGCUACUAG